Molecule: messenger RNA, 5763 nt
Organism: Salvelinus namaycush (lake trout)
Lineage: Eukaryota; Metazoa; Chordata; Actinopteri; Salmoniformes; Salmonidae
Product: phosphatidylinositol-binding clathrin assembly protein-like
Exons: 19
Coding region: 671-2521 (616 amino acids)
Biological process (GO): clathrin coat assembly; clathrin-dependent endocytosis; synaptic vesicle budding from presynaptic endocytic zone membrane
Cellular component (GO): synaptic vesicle; extrinsic component of presynaptic endocytic zone membrane; clathrin-coated pit
Molecular function (GO): clathrin heavy chain binding; phosphatidylinositol-4,5-bisphosphate binding; 1-phosphatidylinositol binding
Source: RefSeq, a predicted model, not a curated record
UUACACAUGAAGUUUGAGUGAAAAAUAAUAAUAAUCGACUACCUAACAAAAAAACAUUUGUAAAAAGAUUAAAUGCAAUCAGAAUAAACCAUAUGGAGCACGUCAAUUAAAGGAUAUGGAAAAACGAGGAGGAGUCACUGCUACAAGACCUCGACACGAACAGAGGGGAGUUUGAGAGAAAAUACAUUAAUAUGCUAUUUUGUAACGGCUUCAAAAUUAGUCUAGCCCCAAUCAUAACCAGAGAGAACGUCGCGUGAUCACCAACCGAGGAUUGGUAGGCUAACUAAUCAAUGAUUGUUGCUCUCCUGAUGCUCAAUUGUAUUCAUGCAGGCUACUGUUGCGGCUGUACACUCUAACCGGCAUCACCAUUGGAAAGCUAUUACGCGGAUAUAUUGUAGCAUCGCGACCUCCGAACGAAUCAUUCUGAGCUGAUAUUGGUGUGGGUCGUUCAGGUUAGGUUUUUGUAUUUUAUAUUUGUGAGGACAUCGGAUUGCCAUUUCGUUUACUGAAUGUAGCCGUCAAUUUUAUUUGGCCGCCGUAUGAAUUCUCCCAUCGGAUUCGCGUCAGUGUACGUUUUUGUUUUCAGACGGGCAGUUUGUUUAGAGGGCACCCUCACUAUCAUAACUAAAGACAAUUUGAUUUCUGAUUCCCCAAUUACUGCUUUUGGAAUAUGUCUGGACAGUCUAUCACGGAUCGGAUCGCUGCGGCUCAGCACAGCAUGACAGGAUCCGCUAUAAGCAAAGCCGUCUGCAAGGCCACGACGCAUGAAGUCAGCGGACCCAAGAAGAAACACCUUGACUACCUGAUCCACUGCACCAACGAGCUGAACGUGAGUGUCCCCCACCUGGCUGACACGUUGUUUGAGAGGACGGCCAACAACAGCUGGGUUGUGGUGUUCAAGGCCCUCGUCACCACGCACCACCUCAUGAUGUACGGCAACGAGCGAUUAAUCCAGUAUCUGGCGUCCAGAAACACACUUUUUAACCUGAACAACUUCUUGGAUAAGGGAGCAUUACAAGGUUAUGACAUGUCAACGUUCAUCAGACGCUACAGCAGGUACCUGAAUGAGAAGGCCAUGUCCUACAGACUGGUGGCUGUGGACUUCACCAAGAUGAAGAGAGGGGUCGACGGUGUGAUGCGCACCAUGACUGUUGAGAAGCUGAUCAAGACUCUGCCUAUCAUUCAGAAUCAGCUGGAUGCACUGCUGGACUUUCAGGCUAACUCUAACGAACUGACCAAUGGCGUCAUCAACAGCGCCUUCAUGCUGCUCUUCAAAGACUCCAUCCGCCUCUUUGCCGCGUACAAUGAAGGAGUCAUCAACAUGCUGGAGAAAUAUUUUGAUAUGAAGAAGAACCAAUGCAAAGACGCCCUGGAGAUUUAUAAGACGUUUCUGAACAGAAUGACCAAGCUGUCAGAGUUUCUCAAAGUUGCAGAGGAGCCGACACACUGUACAAACGACCUCCCAGGCCUGUUGUAUGCAAAUGCAGUGUGUGUGUGUGCACGCGAGUUUUCCCAAUUGUUCUACACAGUGCUAUCCUCACUUGGUGCAUUAAUGUUUCCCCAUGCCCCCCCCCCCUCUCUCCACCAGGCCCCUAGCAGCCUCCUGGAAGCCUUGGAGCAGCAUUUGGCCUCUCUGGAGGGGAGGAAAAUCAAGGAGCUCUCCACAGCCACCAGAGCUAACACCUUGUCUAGUGCUGUGUCGUCACUGUCCAGCACUGGAAUCUCCCUCAGCCGCAUGGACGAGAAGGAGGACGAGAACAGGCUCAAGGACGAGGGAGCCAAGGUGAAUGACGUGCAGACGCCGACCGUCUCUCCCAGCGCCCAGUCAGUGGGCAGUGCCAACAGCAGCAGCGGGGCCACAGACCUCUUCUCCAACUCACCUGUUGUAUCCGUUACAAAUAACGUGCCAAAUCUCACCGGUGACUUGUUCAACCUCCAGCCCACCUUCAACCCGGACAUCCAGAGCACACACACUGUGCCGUCUAACAACAACGCCUGGGGAGGUUUGGGGCUCCCAGGGGACCUGUUGAAGCCAGCUCAGCCCACACACAUCCACAGCCCUGGGAUACCACUGCAGUCUGGGGGGAAAAUGAUGCCCACUGACCUGGACUCCUCCUUAGCCAACCUUGUUGGCAACUUGCAGUUCGGAGGAACACCAGCCAAAAAGCCAGAGCUUCAGUGGACCCAGCUGGUAGAGAAGAAGCCCACGGGAGGGACUCACUGGCAGUCCAAAACCAUGUGCACCACCCCCAACUGGAACCAUCAUGCCCCCAUGGCUCCUCAACCUAUGCCCAUACCACAAAUGAAUGGAAUGAUCUAUACUGGCUAUGCUCCGGCUCCAGUGGCUUUUCCUAUGACGACACCUCAAGUGCCUGUUUAUGGAAUGAUGCCUCCUCAUCAGAUGGGGCAAAUGGGUGGAGUCCCUAUGAUGGCACCACAGCAUAUGAUGUACAACCAACCUGUCCUUCGGCACACCAAUCCAUUCGCUCCCAUGCCAGGAGCCCAGAUGCACUUCAUGUAGGACCGGGAGUAUCUUACCAUGACAGUAAAGCAGAGAGACAAAACCAACCAGAACCAAAUGCAACGCGAGAUGGAAGAGAGAAAGGAGCAGAAGACGGUGGUGGAGACAGACUGGUGAUGUGUUGGUGUCGGUGCUCUUUCAGUGGCCUCUUUGUGGGAUGGAACCUCUGUUACAUUCUGCAUCAUGGCUGAUAUAAGAGUCCCAUCUAAGUCCUUUGACAAGUCACAGCUCACAUUCAUUCUGUAUUUGAUUUGCUCAUUUGAACGGGUAUCGUUCCGCCUGUUUGAACCCAUGCUAUGACGACGGCUGCAUUCCAGUUUGGAGCUUGGCCCCUUUGCAGCGAAUUCUAGACGACUGCUCCCCCCCCCCCCCCCCCCCCAUCCGUCAGUGUCAAUGGACAUCUCUUUCUCUGAUAGUUUGCACGCACUUUAAUCAAUGUGAACUUUGCCAAGGGUGUACAUACGCAUUGUCCAAUUAGGAUCUCAUACAAACCACUACAGAACUCCUACGUCUUUUCUCUCCAAUGUUCAUGUCAGAGUUGCGGUAGCCACCGUUUUCAUGCAUUUCAAUCAAUGUUCACCAAACAUUUUGGAGUCGACUCCGUAUUCAUUCCAAUUUUUUUUGUUUCACAACCAGUUCUAGUCAGACAUUGGACAAAUGGCUUGGAGACACGUGGUUUGUGUACGUGUGUGCAUGUACAGUAUAUCUGUCUGUGUGUUCAUUUGCGGUGCCCUCGGAUCUAAAUGUACAGAAGCUAUUGUGUCAUGUUUUCGUAGGUUCCUGUGAAAGCUAUGGUCUGUGUGGCGAGGGCUGCCCACUGUACUAGUUUUAAAUGGUGUGCUCCGUGCCUACAUAGACCUACGGUGUACUCCUAUGAAAGAAAUGAAGAAGGCCCACUCAAGUUCAUACGGAACCGUCGUAAGUCAUGACACAUUCUGCGUCUGCCGUGCCACCCGUUGUUCGCUCUGCUCGAUGCUAUUUCAGGUUGUUUUUAUAUGUGAUCCAUGUUCCUUUAGCUACCACAACGGUGCGUGGAACUUCCCGCCAUCUCAUUCGUUUCUGCUCUUUGAAACAGAUACGCCGUCCUUGUAAUGGUCCUACCAGUCUCGCCCCAUGUCAGUGAGUAAACGUUGGGAGAGUGUUCUUUGUGUUUCUUCUCGUAUCGCCCCCAGGUCGAUGCCCAGUGAGUCGUCGCAUGUGUCGUUGUUGUGUUUCUGAGUGGCAGUUUGUUGUGGUGUGGCUCCUCACCAACCCCGGGAGAAUGUUUGUUGAGGAGCUUGUUUCGGAGACUCUGCUUCGCGAGACAGUGAAACUGACAAUCGCUCCAGUAAGUCAGCAACUAUCUGCCACGUUGUAACUCCAGCCCCAGAGAGAGCCUAGCUUGCUGACCUGGGACCAUUUUUUUUGCCGGAGGGCAAAGGACAAGUGAGGAGGAAGUAGAGAGAUCUGUAAAUGUGAUCGAGGGUCAUGUCUGUCAGAAACUCCCCGGCGUACGUAACGGUGACAGACAGACGGCAUAUAUAGCACAAACCCCGGAGGGGGCGAGCGUUUUACUGCACAAAACUAAAACCAUUGCUGGGAUGUACAGUCAAAGGGGCUGGGGAAAUCCUUGUUUUCUAUUGAUUGUGUUUCUAUAUGUCCAUGCCUUCCCAGUGAGAUAAACAGGGUAGUGUUCCUCAACGAGGCCUCCCAGCUUCUGGUCCUCCGAGGUCAGUGGGGUCACUGAAGUCAUCCAGGCCAUCUGGUAGUGUGUAUUUAGCAAUGAGUAGUCAAGUGUCGUAACGUGUCUCAAUACAAGUCCGUCGUCUGUUAGAUUGCUGUAGAGCCUCUCAUUCUGCUAAUCAUUGGCUCUGUCAAGACUACCGCAUUCUGAUGCCCUGUGACCAGCCCACAUUUUGUAGAUGUUCUUUGAAACGUAAUUCUGUCUCAAUGUCAUCUGUGUCAAUUGAAUGCUUUUAUGCAAGUUCAUGCAGUCCCAUAGACCAAUUCUGACUGUUACGCUGUCCUCUGUAUAUAAGCUUGUAUGUUUUUUGACAUGUGCUCUGUAAGUGAUAGCCCAUUGGGAGACAUGGGUUGUUAUUGCUGUGUCUGUGGUGGGGUCAUUGUGCUUGGUGGUGUCAUGGGGUGUACGUCUGUGAUGUUUGUGUGUAUCUUGAUGAGGGAUGGGGGUUGGGUUCAACAGUAUCACAUCUGGUCUACCAAGAGUGUCUUCAUUGUGGCAGUGGACACUGUCCUCUCCGUACAGGAACAUUUUGCACCAAAGUCAUCAAGCGCAGCUUUUUCUCGAGGUCACAUUGCUGAUAUCCAAUUUGGAGGAAUUUGAUUUCAGCGACAAGUCUUUUUGCAUGAUUAAUGUUGUCUUUUUAUUGACUUGUGUGCCCGGUAAAGAGCAUGAUCAUAUGUGAAAUUUCACUUACCGGUGUGUUUGCAAAUGUUUCUGAAUUUCUCCAUGAGAUUUUGACUUACCUCUUUACAUAAGCGUCCAUUAGCGUUCAUAAAUGUGUGUGUCCCAGCAGAUAUAACUGUGUGUCUGUUUUGCAUUUGAAAUGCAAUUCAAAGCUCUUAUCAAAUAUCUAUUCAGUUACGAGACCACACAUUUGUGAAACAACAUGAAUAUUAAGGCUAUGCAUCGCCUAGCUAGCUCGACAUUCAAGUCUUGUAAACCCCUCCUUGUGAAAGCGUUGCUAUUUUCAAUACAUUUUGUUGAACGCUUGCUCUUUUUUUUUUUUGAGUACUCUGCCAACGUUUUUGGAUUUCUCUAAGUGUGUUCAGUCUUGUCCCUCUUCCAUUGGAUCACGUCAUUCUCGGCCAAUAUUGGUAAUCUUCCUUUACGCCUGCAGUGGAAAAUCUCGCUCCCUUAUCUUUUAGCCACCGAAAGAUGUCAACAUGCAUUGUCACUUUUUGCCUGAUGUACUCUGGCUAUGUAUAAUAUACAUUUAUGCAUAUUUCACAAUAUGAGCACAGUAUACCUAUCUAUUGUUUACCGUGUUCUAUUCCAUAUUGCCCAUCUGAAAACGGUCAUUUUUCCCCCUGUGAUGAAACGAAGCAUUGUCCAGGAUGUCCUGUUUUGGAAGUGAGGGUCCAUACCUUUUUUGAUUUUUCAUUUCUUUUUGUACAUCAAAUGGAUUGAUAACACUGUAUUGUCAAUGCUAAAUUACAUUGUUAUAAACAAUUGGUUUUUUUCUUUUUAAAUGCAGAGGUUGUUGUUUUUGGAAGACAAUUGAAUAAAAUGUCAUAUGUUG